AUGGAGAGUUUCACCGCCGAAGAUCUAUCAACAAUUGGAGGAAUCGCCACUGUUUCUCUUCUCCAUUCUUUCAUUCCAACACAUUGGCUUCCUUUCUCCAUUGUUGGGCGUGCCCAGAAAUGGACUCUCUCUAGAACUCUCCUCGUCACUGCAUUUGGGGCAGUUUUGCAUGUGCUAUCUACUUCACUUCUUGGUAUAACAGCAAUCACUAUGGCGAACACUAUUGCUGGUGAAGAAACAGUUCACAAACUUGCUUCACUUUUGCUUAUAAUUCUGGGUGGCUGUUAUAUUAUAUUGUUUCUGACUGGGAAGGGUGGGCAUAGCCAUUCUCAUAACCAGCCUAUGGAGAAAAUGGCUGUUGCAGGGCUCGUCCUUGUUCCUGCAUUGUCUCCUUGUGCAACCACGCUUCCUGUUUUUCUUGCUGUUGGGAAUUCAUCCUCCAUGAUGGUGCUUGCCAUCAUCGUGCUGCUAUUCAGCACAAUAACUGUGAUGACAUCUCUUGUGGCUCUAUCAUUCUACGGUGCCAGCCAACUCAAGUUUCACUGGGUUGAGCGAUACGACAAACUUCUUGUUGGUUCAGUUCUAUGUUUGGUUGGGAUCUUGACCCUUAUGUUUCAUGAUCAUGAUCACGAAGGACAUGGAGGUUCUUCAGGGGAGCAUCUGAAUAGAAAACUCAUUGGGCUUUGA
Dovyalis caffra is the source of this 687-nucleotide messenger RNA. NCBI's taxonomy places the organism in Eukaryota, Viridiplantae, Streptophyta, Magnoliopsida, Malpighiales, Salicaceae. The record is from the annotation of a GenBank genome assembly.